AUGCUCUGGUUGCACGUUGUCUUCACAGCGUUCUUCGCAACGCUAGCCUUUGCUGUCAAUCCUUUUGAAGGCGCGUCGUGGGAAAACACAAAGUACUACAGAAACGUCGACCUUGCAAAACUGUAUGUGAAAGAAUGGGCCCUUAUUGAAGCCACCAACGUUGGCGAGCAGCCAUUGGAUACGUAUUUCUUUUUGAUCAACGAUGGGUUUGAUGCUGUGCCCGAGGUCUCGUUUUUAGGUGUAACUCUCACGGAACGAAGCCAGGAAAUCCAGCCUUUUGCGGUGGAGAAUGGCGUCUAUAUGCUUAAGUUGCCUUUCCCCGUGGCCCCUGGGAAUUCCGUCGAGUUCAAGGUCAGAUACACCUACUCCAACACAUUGUAUCCGUUCCCAGAGACUAUCAAGUUGGACGAUAAGCAGAAGUUGUUGCUCAAGAUGAAUAAGUUCCCUUUCUCGGGCUACCCCACUGAGGAAUACUCCUUGGCCUUCACUGGCAUCACUAAGGGCCAGGAGAUGGACUUACAAUUGAUCAAUAUCAAUGCUACCAAAGAAGUGCCUGAAUUGAAGGGCAGAGUCGAAGACAACCUUUUGGUGUAUGGUCCCGUUAAGGCGCACAUCAAGCCUUUGACCAUUGUGCCUAUGGGCUUCUUGUACGACCACGACUUGCCCAUUGCACGUGUUAUCAACCUCGAGAGAAGCUUUUGGUUGCCUGCCUCCGACGUGGACAUUGUUCAGACCGAGGAGUACUACGAGCUUACAAAUAACGGCGCUGAGUUGAAGGACGGCUUCUCCAGAAUCGACUGGAUGAAGGGUCGGUAUGAGAUCUUGCGCAAGCACUUUGCUCUUGCUCAAUUGGAGUUUCCAAUUGACGAGAAGAUCCCCUUCGACAACUACUACGUAACCGAUAAGGUCGGUAUGGUGUCUACUCAUCAGAUUAAGAGCGACCACUUGAUUGUUGUGCCUCGUUACCCUCUUAUGGGUGGUUGGAACUACAACUUCACCUUGGGCUGGACUAACAAAUUGGAAAAUUUCGUUCACAAAGCUAAGGACGAGCCUGACACGUAUAUUGCAGCAGUGCCUCUUUUGAACACCCUCAAGGAUAUCUACUACGAUAACGUGCUGAUGCAGAUCUACUUGCCUGAAGGAGCAGAAUUUGUCAAUUACUCCUCCCCCAUUGUUCCAGAGAAUCUCUCUGUGCUGGAUGAAAGAAGCUAUCUUGAUUUCUCCCUGGGCCACGUGAAGGUCACCGCCACUUACAAGAAUUUGUACGAUGACUUGGGACUGCUCACGGCGUAUGUAAAGUACAGGUACACCCCUAAGGCUUAUUGGAUGAAGGUGGGACGCAUUGCCGCUUUGGUGUUCACAGGGUUAGCCGCAUACUUCAUGUUGGGCCAAUUGGACCUCUCGACGAAGUAA
This is a messenger RNA of Candidozyma auris, 1413 nucleotides long. It is a transcript of the gene OST1, whose product is annotated as dolichyl-diphosphooligosaccharide--protein glycotransferase subunit OST1. Gene Ontology annotation, cellular component: membrane; oligosaccharyltransferase complex. The coding region runs from base 1 to 1413 and encodes 470 amino acids. The record is from RefSeq and is a predicted model, not a curated record. NCBI's taxonomy places the organism in Eukaryota, Fungi, Ascomycota, Pichiomycetes, Serinales, Metschnikowiaceae. The transcript has a single exon.